Molecule: messenger RNA, 2227 nt
Organism: Schistosoma bovis
Lineage: Eukaryota; Metazoa; Platyhelminthes; Trematoda; Strigeidida; Schistosomatidae
Source: the annotation of a GenBank genome assembly
GUUCGUUUGUAAUGACAUGAUAAUAAUAAUAAUGAAGAGACAAAUUCAUUUUGAAUUAUGUAUUGGAUAUAAUAUUCAUCAGGAAUGCCGUUUUCCCCCAACUUCACUGAAUUCGCCGAAUCUUGAUUCCCUAUGCGAAAGCUUGAAGUUUUUGUUCAAUUCCCUAAGCAAAACUGAAAAACCGGUUACUCCUCUGCUCUUCUUGACUUGUUUGCACAGUGUUUGUCCGCAGUUCGCCUCACGUGCAUCGUCUUCUGAUGCAAGUAAAUCCGCUCCAGGUGCUCUAUCUAUGAUUACUCAUGGCUUCGAACAACAAGAUGCUAGUGAAUGUUGGACAGAGCUAAUCAGAGCAUUACAAAGUAGCAAGAUUGAUUCUCAAGUUUAUGCGUCAACAGUGAAUUUGCCUCAAAGUUUUCGUACAACAUCCCAAUGGAAUCCUGUAGAAAGAUUUCUUACUGGUCAGUUAUCUUGCAAACUUACAUGUACUGAAUCAGAUGAACCCGAGACAGAUAGUCUAGAGACGUUUACUCAACUUUCUUGCUUCAUGCAUCAAGAUGUAAAAUAUUUGCUCACUGGUAUUCGAAAUGGAUUAACGGGAAAUCUAACUAAGCAUUCAUCUUUGCUGGAUCGAAAUGCAGUUUAUAAACGUCUAUCUCUUAUCAGUCGGCUUCCAGCUUACUUAUGUAUUCAUUUUGUUCGCUUCUUCUACAAGGAAGAUAAACAGAUUAAUGCUAAGAUUUUAAAGGAUGUAAAAUUUCCACUAACAUUGGAUAUGCACGAAUUUUGUACGCCUGAGUUGCAGCAGAAAUUACUACCCAUGCGUGAAAAACAGCGCCUCAAAGAAGAUGAAGUGGUUAAUCCCUCAAGUCAAACAAAUACUUUCAAAAGUAAACCAGGUUUGUAUUACUGAUGAGUGGUUAUGUAACGUAAUUUUAAACGUUGUUUUAACGUUACGUUAUUUUUGGGUUUUAUUAUUUAUAGACAAUAAAAGCAAGUAAGUUUUUUUUAAGACUUUCGAAGUUCGAAAAAGUAGCAACGGUCAUCGUUCAUAGAGCAUAUACUAAAUCCGACUGACAAAGCCAUCACUUAGUUAUUUUUAGGGUAAGUAUAAUAUUUGUUGCGACUACACUGAAUGUUUUCCAGUGAACGCUGUCUACAUGACAAGUGAAACAAAACGGUAAAAUUUCCAACAAUGAUAUGUUGACUAAAUUUAAUACUUUUCAGAAACAAUACUCCAAGUGUGAUCAACACUAAGACAGAUAUAAACGAUGACAGUCGGCAAAUAAUAAUGAUAGGGUGAUGUUCUUAGAACAUAUCCGAGUCUUCGAACUCAGUAUAUCAAGAUGACGACCAAUAUUAAAAUAUGGGUCAGGACAACUAAACAGCGACCGGAAAUUUAGUUUAUCAGGCGUCCUAGUUUUACAACCGGAGGUCAGAACUAUUUUUGGUGAUUGCAAUUGCCAGAUAAAUAUUACGAAUGCCAUAAGUUAACUAAAAGUGGGUUUAGCCAAAUGUUCCACCUGUGAUGAUUUCAAAUAUUUACGGAUAUGUUCAUAUUCACGUAAACUAAUUCAUUGAUACAUUUCUUCCAGAUUAUGUACGACCUGAUCCAUUCCAAAAUCCUGACUUGUACGAACCUUACUUUUUCGCUGAUGAUCCCGGUUCGAAUAACUCUGGGUACUACGAUCUUCAAGGUGUUUUGAGCCACCAAGGUAGGACAAGUACAAGUGGGCAUUAUGUUGCUUGGGUGAAAAAACAAGGAAUGUGGUUUAAAUUUGAUGACGAUCGUGUCAGCCAAGUGACCUCAGAAGAUAUUUUGCGCUUAUCUGGAGGGGGUGAUUGGCAUUGUGCAUAUAUUCUGUUAUAUGGGCCUCAUUUCAUAGAGAAGAAUGCAUGUAAGGAUCCUUCUGGGAGUACCGUAUGAAGUUCAUAAAUGCACAGCCUAGAAAAAUUGACAAUUUCUGUUGAAUAAACCCGUUUUUUAAACCUGAAAUUUUUAUAAAACGCCGUUCGUUAUGAACGUUUGUCAUUAUUUUCUUUCCAUGAAAUUGUGAUAAUUUGUCUUAUAAAAUCGCCGUGUUUGCUAGUUGUUAAUGUUUUUCAGCUCUUAUAACCAUCCAGACUUCUGAGCGACUCAUUUAACUGCGAAAUUGCUUUUCUUGAUUCAGCAUUGUUUGUGUGGUCAGAAAUUUGGCAAAUAAAAUAUGCUGUUGGGCUUUCAUUAUUG